Messenger RNA from Amoebophrya sp. A120, 3471 nucleotides. The record is from the annotation of a GenBank genome assembly. NCBI's taxonomy places the organism in Eukaryota, Dinophyceae, Syndiniales, Amoebophryaceae.
CACCCAUUGUACAAAAACGCACCUCUAAGUAUACAACUCGACGCAAACACCCAAAAUAAAAGUAGGCAAAGCGAAGAACAAACACAAAACACAUACGGCUCAGAUCAUUUUCAUUCUUGGAAGUUGUCCAUUGCAAAAGAUGCCAAUAAAGAAGAACUUCUGCAACUACAUUUACGCGAAAGACAAAGAUGAUCGCCGCGCUGUGUGAACUAAUUGAUAAUGUAUCUACAACACGAGAAUGAAUUUUAGGCACUAGGCCAUCCCACUAGUCGUGUGAGCAGUGUCACUCACUAGCUGGAUGUGAAAAAGCUAUCAAAUAAUUCAAUAUUUAUAGCAGGAAGAACCCGAGCACAGAGGCGAUUUAUUUCGACAUUUAGAUACACACCAUCGUUGUAGAUACUAAAGAUAAUUCUGCUAGUACAGCAUCUCAAGUCACCGCUCGGCCGAAAGAAUCCAAGAUGAUGCCCCAGCAAGGUGACCAAGACGACAGAACCGGGUCUAUGUCCUCCACCGCUCCGCAGGCACAGGCACCACAGGCAGGGAAAGAACAUCAGGAUGCACCACCACGGAUCAGCAGCGACGGUGGGUGUGGAGAGGACCCAAAAAAUCUUCCUAAAAACGAGUCAGCAGCUACUUCGGUAGUUCCCGCUAGCUCCGCUUCCUUUUCCCCCGAUGAAUCUAAUUCGCGUAAUAUCUCGUCGCCCGUACUUGUUCCUGAAGUGGAAAGUACAGUUGCCAACCCUCAUCUGACGAAGGCGCCAGCUGCAGUAGGGAGCAGUACUCUCACGAUGGGAGAGGAAGAAGUUUUGGACCAUCAGAUGAUUACGCCGAAUCAAACAACUACAACUCAUGUUGAUCAUCCUCCUCCAGCCGCGGUAGAAGGUGGAGAGGAGGAGGACCACAUCAAUAGCUCGUCUAGAGCACCCCAGCCAGCCGAGGAACCAGUGCUUCUAGAGGUGCCGUCCGCAGCUCCUGCGACAGAAGGACCACAAAGAGCACCAGAGCCCCCGUUACUCGCGACGACCUCCGCGUCAGUGCAGCUGGAUGAAGAAGACUAUUGUCAAGAGGAAGCUGUGGCUAGUUCAGCUGUUGUGCAAGGACAUAAAGUAGAGAAAGUGGAAGAACAAGUGGAAGCAGAAGCUGAUGUCUCAUCUUUAGUACAAGGAAGUGAAGGGACAACGCCAGCAGCUGAAACUAUUUUGCAGACAGAAGAACUACAGCCACCGGCUGCGGGGGAACAAGUACUGGAAGGUGAUGAACCGGAGGACAUAAUGCUGCAAAAAGAAGAACUACUGCCUGGUGCUAAUAUCAGAUCAUUGCCCACACCCCAGCAGCACAACAUGGCAGCUGCGUCGCCGCGAGCAGAGAUGAAAGAGAAUAAAACGUACGCGACUACAACGGCAACGUAUUCUUCAGAUGUCGUGGAGGAAGUUCAAGUUGAUGAAAAGAUUGCUUCUCCUUCUCCAGAAGCCGUUGCGCCACCGUCGCUACAACUAGAAGUACUGGAGCAAGUUACUGUACCAUCACAACCUGCUGUGAUACUUACACCACAGGAAGAAGUAGCUGUAGCUUCUGAAACUCCAACCGCACCAGGAGAAGAUCUUGUUGCGUCGGUACCUGUGCAGCCGGAGGUCGUGGCUCCAGCGAAAGUGGACGAGAUACAUGCUGCUGCUGCUGCUGCCACCACAGCAGGAGCACCUACUACAGGCACAGCUGCUGUUGUAGAAGAAGUACUAGAAACUCCAUUACCAUCUGUCGAAGUAGAACCACCUUCACCCGCAAGCGGCACGACCCCGGCCGCGCCGGAAAUGGAAAUGGUCACGAACAAGAACCCCGCGAACAGUUACAAUGUGGUGAAGGAGCAAAACGAUUUCACGAUUCACACGAAGAACACCGAGCAGCUGCAGGAGCAGGACAACGGUAAUAUUACAAACUUCCAACAGACAGUAGAGCCAGCACCGCAACCAGUUCUCUCACACCAGCCAGAAGUGGUCGCUGUCCCGCCUGCUCCUGCUGCGCCGCUGAAGCAACAAGCAUUAGAACAACCACCUCAACAGCAAGAAAACAAAACCCCCGCUGCUGCUGCACCGCCUGCUCCGGUAGAAGUUGCCGGCGCAGGUGCUACGGCUCCGGUUGCAGCUGCAGAGGUGGUUCCAAAACAAGCGACGACCCUUCUGUCACCCGAGGAGCAAGAAGCUUUCAACACCCUGCUCUGGAUCUGCACCCAGCGCACGCGAGGAGGCGGAAAUAAAUCUUCGACCAAGAAGGGCGGUGGAGGUGGUCCUGGGGGUGCAGCCGGGGAUGUUACCAAAGGACUUUUUCCUACCUCGGAACAACAUCAUCAUCAAAAUUGCACCACUUCUGCCACUGGUACGCCGGUCGCGGCCGCGGUUUCCGCGGGCUUUUUCCGCAAAGCGGAACGACAGGACCAGCUGGCGUUUGCGCUGCUGGAGUUGGGAAAGCGAGCGUACGAAAUUUACGGCGACAGCAUGGAGGAACGCAACACCGCAAACGACUUCCUCUUCACAGUGGGCUCGCCGCCACGAGGACACAAUGCGAAAAAUAACCGCAAGUCAUCUUUCGGGAACAGUUCGAAAAACAAAAAUGCCGUGCGCACGCCGACCUUUCUCGAGCGCCACUGCAGUGUGGGGGUAUGCCUUGCAAAAGUAUUUGUGUAUCGCACUACGACGAAAUUGCAUGACAACUUCGCUCUAAAAUGCAUAGAUGCAAUUUGUCAUGCAGGAGAAACAAGAAGCAAACACACCUGUCAUGCAGUUUUGCAUGUAUUAGUCGACGAGUGCGUUACACUUUUGCAGGGGAUAAUGCGGGCUGUUUGACAAUUUUAUCGGCGGCAGCACAGCGCCAGACGGCGGUGCAGGGGGAGCGGGACCGCAGCAGCUCUUAAGAGCGGGAGCUAACCAGGCGACCAGGGCCGCAACCUCGUUUCUACGCAGUGGGUCUUCGACCACGUCGGCGCAGAAUAACACAACGAACAAUCGCCGUCAGGUGGGACAACAUAAUUUUGGGAUCGGGUCACAGAAAGGGCAGGGAAAACACGGCGCCCAUAGGACGAAUCCGAGCUCUGGUAGGAAUCAAGACAACAACUUCUGCGCACAACACCACGACGAGGCAAAUUACUGCGCGCAACAGUAGAAGUAGAAUUACAGUUACAGCUUUUGUUGAAAAAAUCGAAUAAAACGAUUGCAGAGCUGCGAAAUAAGUGGUGGCAAAAUCCGACGACCACCAGAUUGGAUUUGAUGCCGAAGACGCGAAAAUACUUAUCAACUUUUUAUCAUGAUUUCAAGGUCACACACCUUGACCUUUACAAGCCUACUGGUUUUUACAUCCACAAUCGAAUGAGAAAAAAUAUCUAUCCUGCUGCGCAGUUUGGCUAGGGUGUCAGCAACAUGCCCCUGGCGUUCUCUAGUUGUUCUGCGUUCGCAUGUACUAGGAAACGUUGUUCAGAAAAAG